Molecule: messenger RNA, 1626 nt
Organism: Prunus persica (peach)
Lineage: Eukaryota; Viridiplantae; Streptophyta; Magnoliopsida; Rosales; Rosaceae
Product: protein WVD2-like 3
Exons: 7
Coding region: 137-1363 (408 amino acids)
Biological process (GO): microtubule cytoskeleton organization
Molecular function (GO): microtubule binding
Source: RefSeq, a predicted model, not a curated record
CUCACUACGCUUGAAAACAUAACAGCUCGAUAAGGCGAGCGAGACACGGCCCGUGCACACACAGGGGCGAAGAGGCUCACUGACACACACAGUGAAAUCCUCUACAUCUUCUUCAUACUUCGGACUAAAACCUGCAAUGGGAAUAGAAGUUACAGAUAUUUGCAUGGACAAGGAAUCAGAAUGUGUGAUAGUUUAUUCAGAAGGUCUUUCUCAUGAUUCAAAUCAUGAGAGAAUUCCCAGUGAUCAUGCGAUUUCUGAGUCAUAUGAGCAUAUUAAUGGAGAUCGUGAACCCCAAAAUUUGGAAGAGAGCAUUGAAGUAAAGGAAUAUGAAGUGAAGGAAUGUACUACAGAAAACUCUGUUGAUGUUUCUCAAAUGAGUCAUGUUGAAAAAUCUAAUGAAGAUCAGAAUGCAGUAGGCUUGAAUUCUGAGAAUGACCGGCCUGUGGAGAAGGUUCAACUGAAUUCUCGGAAAACAAAGGAUAGUAAUAAGUCACGAGCAUCUGUAAUUCACACAUCAAAAUCUGCUGCUGGAAAUGCUAGAACAAAACAUACUGUUCCACAGCCAUUUACCUUGGCGACUGAAAAGCGUGCUUUAUGUGGAACUCGUCCAGUCAGUGCUGUACUUGAUUGCGGAAAUGGUGGCAAUAAAUUAUCUAACACAAGUGAUCUGCGACAUCUUCAUACCACAAAGCAUAACCAGCCAAUAUCACCUUUGAUAUCAAGGAAGCCUUUGCAACCAGAUAAGAAGAAACAUUUUGAUGAGGAAGAUUCCUGUUCUGUUGCUUCCUCCACAGUAUCACGGACUAUUAGGUCCAGAGCAACUGCUGCAUCAGCUCCAACAUUUAGAUGCACUGAGCGUGCGGAGAAAAGGAAGGAGUUUUAUACGAAGUUAGAGGAGAAACACCAAGCGCUGGAGGCUGAAAAAACUCAAAGUGAAGCAAGGACCAAGGACGAGAAGGAGGCAGCUAUCAAGCAACUGAGAAGGAGUUUAAUGUUUAAGGCAAACCCGAUGCCAAGCUUCUACCAUGAGGGACCUCCACCUAAGACUGAACUUAAAAAGCUGCCACCAACUCGUGCAAAAUCACCAAAGCUUGGCCGGAGGAAGAGCUGCAGUGAUACGGUCAAACUAUCCCACGGAGAUAGAAGCAAAGGAACUUUUGGUCGAGGAAAUCGUCACAGUAUGGGUAACUGCAAAGAAGACACCACUUAUGCUGGUUCUCCAAAAAGUGAAGCUCAGAUCAACAUCCAAAAGGGUAAUGCUGUUUCUGAAUUCAUUGAUGAGACUAAGAACGUGGAUGAGAUGAAAAAGUUCGUUCCUGCCAGCCUAAAUGGACAGCAUAUGGACAUUUUUGUUCAAUCUUGAGUUUUCUGGUGAGUUUCGUAAUUUAUAAGAAAAAAAGAGUUUUCAGUGUCUGUCUCAAUCUUGUGACUUGCUCUAAAUUAUUUGCAUUUCAUGCUUCUGUAACUGGCAGUGACUUGCUGCAUCGUUUGUGUGUAAUUUGUAAGUGUACAUCUUCUGUAAUUUAUAUCCACUCAUGUAUAUGAAGAGCUAUUUAUUUCCCAGGAAGACUGUUUGCACUUGUUUGAAUAAUCUAAUUAAAUGUUGGAGGUCAACCUAUUUCUCUA